GUUGACACCUGGUCACGAGUAUCUCUUCCGUGUGAAGGCAGUAAACAGACAGGGCGAAUCAGAGCCUCUCGUCAUCACUGACCCAAUAAUAGCCAAGGAUCCAUGGGAUCCCCCUGGCCAACCUGGCACUCCCAACAUCACCGACUGGGACAAAGAUCACAUGGACAUCGCCUGGGAUCCUCCGAUCAAAACUGGAGGUGCGCCAAUCGAGAAGUACAUCAUCGAAAAGAAGGACAAAUCGCUGCCGUUCUGGGAGAAGGCGGCGGAAGUACCAG
Messenger RNA from Priapulus caudatus, 275 nucleotides. RefSeq names its product twitchin-like. The record is from RefSeq and is a predicted model, not a curated record. NCBI's taxonomy places the organism in Eukaryota, Metazoa, Priapulida, Priapulimorpha, Priapulimorphida, Priapulidae. Gene Ontology annotation, molecular function: protein binding.